Messenger RNA from Tetrahymena thermophila SB210, 1851 nucleotides. Its product is annotated as Serine/Threonine kinase domain protein. Gene Ontology annotation, molecular function: protein serine/threonine kinase activity; ATP binding. The transcript has a single exon. Gene Ontology annotation, biological process: mitotic DNA damage checkpoint signaling; protein phosphorylation. The record is from RefSeq and is a predicted model, not a curated record. Gene Ontology annotation, cellular component: nucleus; cytoplasm. Lineage: Eukaryota; Ciliophora; Oligohymenophorea; Hymenostomatida; Tetrahymenidae.
AUGGAGAAUUAAGAAUCCUAAUAGGAAUAACUUUUUUUGAACAGAUACCGAUUAGGUAGAAAUAUUGGAUAAGGCAGUUAAGGUCAAGUAAAACUUGCUCUUGAUACUUAAACUGGUUUAAAGGUUGCUAUUAAAAUUUUUAAACACAGAAAGAUGAAUAACAUGGAUUUUUUGUAUUUAUAAAGAGAAGUCAACAUACUUUCAUAACUACAAGGCCAUAGAGCUUUUCUUAAAUUAAUUGAUUUUGCUUAUAAUAUAAUUUAUGUCAAUGGUCAUGGCUAAAAAGAAGUCAUAUCUGUCAUAAUUAUGGAAUAUGCUAAUAAUGGAUGCUUAUUUGAUCUUGUUUCAUUUUUCUAAGAAAAAUACAGCGAAAAUGUGAUUAAAGUAAUUGCUUUGUAAUUAAUAGACGCUAUAGAACAUAUGUAAAAGUAUAAAAUUAGUCACAGAGAUCUGAAAUUAGAAAACAUAGUUAUAGACGCAAAUUACAAUUUAAAGAUUAUUGAUUUUGGUCUCUCGAUUUAGGAGACUUAAGACUGUAAACCUAAAUCAAACGUUGGAACAACACCAUAUGCACCCCCAGAAAGAUUUUUAGGAAAAGAAUAUAGUGGAUAAAAAUUUGAUAUCUUCUCAUUAGGAGUCUUACUAUUUGUACUUAGAUUUAAUUAAUAUCCUUUUACACACAGUAAUCCUGAAAAUUCUUAGGAAAGUGGAAGCUUCUUUCUUUUUUCCGAAAAUAGAUAAUAAUUUUGGGAGCUCAUUAUCUCAAACGAAAGACCAGAAGAAUUAAGCUUUUUGGAUAUGCUGAACUGGAUGUUAUAGUAGGAUCCUCAAAAUAGGCCUUCUAUUGAAGAACUCCGCUUGCAUCCAUUUUUAUUCAAUAAUAACUCAUGCGAUAACAAAAUUGAAAAAUUUUUGUAAAUGAGAAAAGAAAUUAUGAAUGAAAUGAUGAAGAAAUAGAAAGUUCAGAAAAAUGAAAUUUAGUUACAAUAAUAACAAAAGGAAAAACAUCAAAGAUGUACUGAAUAAAAUUAAAAAUCUAAUGAAUAAAAUUAGUCCAAUCAAUCUAUAUCAAAUGAAUCCUCAGUUGCUAAUUAAUAACCUCUUAUUAGUUAAAUUAUUGAAAAACAUAAAAAUUAAUAAUUUCCUUUAUAGUUUUACUCUAAGUAAUGCUAAAUGUAGAUUUCUGAUUAAAAGCAAGAAAGUUUACAAUAAAAAAUUAUUAGUAACAAAAUUAAUCCAAUAAAACUUGAUAAAUAACACAAUCCCUUGGCAUAUUAACAAAAAAUGGUAGGCUAAUUGAUACAAUAGCCAUAAGUUAGUUUUUUACUCAAAACUUCUAUUUUUGAUAUGAAACACUUAUAACUAUUAAAAUAGCAAAAGACUUAAAAAAAUAUUUCAGACCUAACAAAAUAACAUUUUAAAAAACAUUUCAAUAAACAAAACAGCUUAAAUCAAGGAAUUAAGCAGCAAAAUCGUAAUAAAAUCAUUUUAACAAAUUCUUUAAUAAAUAAAUAACAACUAUUAAUAAUUCAUAACGAAAAAUAUUUAUCCUUCAAAAAAUUAUUUUUGAGAUAAUAUACUUACGAAUUGUCAAAGCUGUUAGGAAUAGAAAAAUAACACACAAACUAAAAUAAAGAAAUUUCUAAACAAAUAAAUCAAAUGAUUUAAUUUCACUUUUUAACCAAAAUCUAGUAAUAUCUCAUAAUAUUUUUAUUUUAAUUAAAUAAAUUAUAUAUCAAAUUUAACCAAAUUCUUUCAGUCCUAAUCAUUUAAACCAUAUAAACAAUUAAUAACAAAAAUACAGAAUAAAGAUUUACUCACUAAAAUAAUUAAUUUGAAAUCUUAUUCUGA